Molecule: messenger RNA, 241 nt
Organism: Dentiscutata erythropus
Lineage: Eukaryota; Fungi; Glomeromycota; Glomeromycetes; Diversisporales; Gigasporaceae
Source: the annotation of a GenBank genome assembly
UACCAUAACUGCAACAUUUACACCAACAUCAACACUAUCUAUAAUCCAAAUACAAACACCAGGAUACCUACAAGAUACAAAUGUAAUCAACACAUUUAUAGGAGAAGUAAUAUUCAUAAUAGUAGUAGCAAUAACUACAGCUGUACUAAUCUGUAGAUACAGAAAUAAACAAAACAAACUACAAGUUCAACAACAAGAAUUUGAAAGACAACAAAUAGUUAACAGCAUUAAAGCAAUAUAA